Rhagoletis zephyria (snowberry fruit fly) is the source of this 3521-nucleotide messenger RNA. RefSeq lists its product as uncharacterized. Gene Ontology annotation, molecular function: lipid binding. NCBI's taxonomy places the organism in Eukaryota, Metazoa, Arthropoda, Insecta, Diptera, Tephritidae. The record is from RefSeq and is a predicted model, not a curated record. Gene Ontology annotation, cellular component: endoplasmic reticulum.
ACUGCAAUCUGAAUCGGUCGGACACUUGCGCUCACAAUCUCAACUGUCUGUUCGCGUGCACUCUGCUGCUUUCUAAAUUUAGGGCACCAUCAAUAGCAGCAGCAGCAGCACCAUCAAUUCACUGACGGGACGCACGAGAGAGUAGCGCGUGGGUAUUAGCUAAUCGGCCAGCGGCAUUGGCAGAGAACGGAUUCCGAUGCACCCGUUGGUGUGCUUUGUGUAGUGGAAAUGUUGGCCUCAGCUUUUUAUUACUGUUGAACGAGGGUUGCGUAAAGUUUGUUGCGGUCUUGUGGUAUCGAGGCAUUCGGCGGAGAAGCACUGUUAUUGAGAAAGCAGUGUAUUGGUCAUUUAUUAUUGCUAUCGGUGGCAGCUUGAAAUAUAAAUAUAAUCAGGGAAAGAAGAUAGCAUUUUUAGCCGCUAAACAUUGCUAGAAAGUGUGUCUCGCUCAUGCAAUGAAAGUGAGCUUCCUCUGACGACUGCUAUUGAAUACUAGAGGCUAGAAGUAAUUAAUGAAUGCUCUGCUGAUUGGUUAGCCACACAUACAGAUACACAGAAACUGCGACAACGUCGGCUUUAACAAGCACUACGCCGAAACUCGUGUCGUCUGGCUAACAAAACAAUAAAGGCCCAAAAACGCACAUAAAAUGGAUUCACUUAAAAUUCCAAAAGGUGGCAAUAGCAAUGCGGCAGGUGGUGGCGGCAAGCCCACUGGCAGUGUACCAAUCACCGUCCGAUUUAAUGCUGGCGAUGAAUGUAUUGACGAUAUAUUUCAGACAUUUCACAACAGCAACAACAGUGGCGCUGGCGCUGGUGGAGGAGCCGGUGGUAAUGGAAGCGGGGGUGGUGGACCAAAUGUUGGCGGUGGGGAUUCCCUAUCGAGCAGCCCGUCACAACAUCACCAGCUGCAGGCACAACAAAAUGUGGAUGAUGUAAAUACAAGGAAUAAUUUUCUGCAAGGCAAUUUCUUCAAUCGCAAAAGAUCGGGUAGCAUCGAAGGCCUUUCACCCACCUCUUCAGGGCCAAAUCUAAUAGCAGCGCUGUCUGGUGAUACAGCGUCUGUUGGAACAUGGAAAUUAAUUAAGGGUAAAGUUUCACAAACAUUUGAGGAUAUAAAGUCUUCGAAAAGCAGCGCUCAGGCUUUGUCGACAUCAGCGCCCAAAGCGGAGAGUCCACGCCAACCAUUCAAACAAUUACCCAACGACCCGGAUUCCGAUCCCGAGAAUCCCACAACACGUUCUUCCAUCAGCGACGACCUGCCACUUGACUGGGAACGUAAGUCGGGCUAUCUCAAAGGCGGCGAUUCUGAUUCCUCACUAGACGGUGAACAAUUAUUGCUUGAAGGGGAGGUUGAACGAUCGCGCUUGCGUCGUGGUCUAGCAAAUCUCAAGUCUAAAGUCAAAUCAAAAGGACACCAACACUCUCAACAACAACCUCAUUCACAUUCCCAACAGCAAACCGGUCUUGCGACUGCAGCACUUUCAUCGGCUACAAUUUCCACUGCAUUCGGCACCGCCUCCAUUAAACCAAUGAAGAAGGAAUCGAGCGGUUCUAAUGCGUCUUCGACGGGUUCAUUGCGCGAUGCAUUUUUGCGUCGACGACGUCCAUCGCCGACGGAUCAGACCGAUCGAGAAGUGGUGGUGCCACGAUUGGAGCCCCAUGAAGCGGUGCCGAAGGACAAUAAGGCGAUUGGGAAGACCAAAAAGCGAGGAAUAAUAGCAGGCAAAAAAGAGGUAGAAAUCGAGUCGGGCGUAGAAAUGAUGGAGGACACAUUACCAACUUUACCAGAUGACUCAAAGGUUGCCGACGAAAAGCCUACUACAACCUCUGGACGUCUGCGUAAUGAUUUACAUCUGCAUUUUGGGAAAGCAGAAGAAGGCAGUGAAAAUCAACGCUCACCACGGACGCCCGGCGAAGCGGCGGAGCACGCGAAAUGGCAACAGGAAGUGGACACACUGAGACGUGCGGCAGAAAUACUGCGAAGCGAAGAAGAAAGUCAGCGCGACAUUGGAUCAACGCGGAAGUUCGCUGCCAGUAUGCCUAUAAGUCGCGUGGCAAUUCUUUUGAUGGUAUUGUUCCUGCCUGUGCAUGGCUUUAUACGCGGCGUUCUGGCGUGUUUGAUGAGUUUCGCCAUUGCCGACUCGUUGAGUAUACUAGCACAAUCUUUUAUUUACAAAUUCUUCCAAACGCAUCCCGAACAAUCCGACUUCGAGAUACCAGACUACACGAAGAUGCCAAUUUGUGAGGUGCCUGCAGUUGAAGAGCACAAGACAGUGAAGUCAUACACAGGUUGGAUGAACGAAGUUUUCAGCUACGACCCCUUAACAUUUCAUAUAUCGCAGACCAAUUCGGUUUAUUUGAGACUCGAUGGCACCAUUUUACGUGUCUCAACCACAACGUCCCGCGUACCCAAGCGGGUCAUGUGGAACGAGCCACCCAUAGAUAUAAAGCAUAUGCAAUUUAGCGCACAUCGCACAUUCAAUUUACUCGGCUGCAGUAUUGAACUUUUGCCAUUGGGUUUGGCGCGCAAGCGGUAUUUUAAUCGAAAGUAUCCGAUACAGUUGAUUAUCAAAAAAGGCAGCGAAGACGAUAUGCAUCUAGAUCUUUCGGAAAAUCCUUCAAUCCUUCACUCUGCCAGAGGUAGUAGAUCAGAACUGAUAUCAAUGGAUAGCAGGCUAUCCCAGGUUUCCAACGAUUUUAUGGAACAAUAUACGGAUUUAAAAGAAACCGAAUCUAGUUCGCAUGAUGUUGACUUCGCAUCCGCCGUUAUGAAUGCCGAUUUGCGGCAAUUACAAGACAACACACAGAACAACGAUAAUCUUAUACCAUGCGGCGAUGAGGUGCGUCUCAUACUCUUUGCGCGUGCCGAUCGCGAGAAGGAGGACUGGUACCGGCGUUUUGUGGCAGCAAGCGAGGGCGAUGUGCACGAACAAGUGCUGCGUCUGCCUAACCUAAAAUUAGUAGACGAUGCCGAGUUGCAGAGGGCUGUUGCAAAAGCGUCACAAAUGCCUUUGGAUCCCAGUGCUAAGCGAGACAUUUCUUCAAUGGAACAGGACAAUAACGGGGAUAAUGAGUCCCACGUACUACCUCCGGAUAUGGCACCGCCAUUGGUUGUUGAAAGUAAAACAGAGAAGAGCGAAACGUUCAAGGAUAUUCCCGAUGAUAUGGAAGGGGUGCCCACCCCAACUGAUACCUUCGAAGGUUUACUCAUGAGUUCCAGUGCUGCGCGCAAUCCGUCAGACUACAUACGUUUUAUGGCUAUUUAUCAGGCCGCUUGUAAAGAAGAUAAAAUUCCAGUUUAUGUCGACGCAAGUCAAUCGGAAAAAUACAAGAAAUCACGUCGAAGUAGGCGCCAUGCGAACGAAUUGUGGAAAGGUAUUGAUCAGUCGUUAUUUUUGGGACCUUCCGGUAGUGUUGUAUGGGCCAAUGUGUUAAUUGGACGUGUUCUCUAUAGCUGCCUGCACGAUAAUAUGGUGAAAGAUAAGAUCAAAGAAUUACUGCAGAAAAAAAUUAGCGCUAUUAAG